GGGAGGGGGUGGUCGUGUGCGGGGGAGCUAGGUGGUGGCUGGGGGGCAGCCUGCGAAGGUGUCAUGGCUGCUGCCGCCGAACUGAAUGUCUCGGACAUCGGCGGCAGGGUUCCCGAGCGGAACUGCAGCCCGAAUCCCUCUCAAGAGGUGCUCUGCGACAUCUUUCGCUCGGUGCACACGCUGACUGCACGGCUUAACCUCAGAGAUGAUGUGGUGAAAAUGACAAUCGAUUGGGACAAACUCCAGAGCCUCUCGGCCUUGCAGCCUGCUUUGCUCUUCAGUGCACUUGAGCAACACAUUUUAUAUUUACAGCCUUUUUUAGCAAAACUUCAACCUCUGGUUAAAGAGGAGGAUGUAACUGUUGUUGAAGAGACAGGACAAACAGAAACAGGGAACAAAAAUGAAGUAAACGUCGAAUCUCCCACCGGUGACCUACAAGAGGAAGAAAAUCACAAAGAUUGUGAUUUAGGGGAUGUGAAAAAAACACAGAUCCAUUUUGAUCCAGAAGUAGUUCAGAUAAAAGCUGGAAAAGCAGAAAUUGACAGACGAAUAUCUGCAUUUAUUGAAAGAAAGCAAGCUGAAAUCAAUGAAAACAACGUCAGGGAGUUUUGCAAUGUUAUUGAUUGUAAUCAAGAAAAUAGUUGUGCACGGACUGAUGCUGUUUUUACCCCUUACCCUGGAUUUAAAAGUCAUGUGAAAGUGUCUAGAGUUGUGAAUACGUAUGGGCCACAGACAAGACCUGAAGGAAUUCAAGGGUCAGGCCAUAAACCCAACACCAUGCUCCGAGACUGUGGGAAUCAGGCUGUAGAAGAACGGCUACAAAACAUUGAAGCUCACUUGCGAUUGCAAACAGGUGGUCCGGUGCCAAGAGACAUUUACCAGAGAAUUAAAAAACUUGAGGAUAAAAUUCUUGAAUUGGAAGGCAUCUCUCCUGAAUAUUUUCAAUCUGUAAAUUUUUCUGGAAAAAGAAGAAAAGUACAGCCACCUCAGCAGAACUACUCACUGGCUGAACUUGAUGAGAAAAUUAGUGCCCUCAAGCAAGCCUUGCUUAGAAAAUCAAGAGAAGCAGAAUCCAUAGCAACUCACCACCUCCCUUGAAACACUCCUCCUUCGCUUGCUAUUUUCCUUUUUUCUAUGCAUGACGGACUUAUACUGCAAUUGACUAAAUGGAUGUGUAUUUGUCCAUGCAGACUCCCUUCUGGAUUCAAGAUUUACUUUUAUGCGAAUCCAGCUUAUGUCAAGCAAUGUUCAAAUAUUCCAGUGAAUUUUGAAAUUGUUAAUGCAUUUAAAAUAGCAUUGUCAGAAUUUAUUCCCUUCUGUUUUAAAGGAGGUAUUUUGGAAAUUGUGAAUAAGCUCAUCUUUGUAUGUAUGUCUAUAUGUUUAUUAUAGAAGAUUCAUUUUGAGUAGUGAUAUUUAAAGGAAGUAUAUAUUUUGUAGCAUCAGUGUUAACUAGUAUAUUAGUUUUAAAUCAGUACUUUGUAUACAAUAGGUAUUCAGUAAAACAUAAAAGUGAAUGUAUACAUCUUUAAAGUCAACUUUAAUGUAAACAUCCCUCCCGUUCCCCCUUAUUGACUUAUGUGACUUUAAGCAAGUUAUUCCGACUCUGCCUAGACUUCCUUAUCUGUGAAAUGAGUAUGGCAGUCAUAGCAUUUACAGUUAUCGUGAUGUGCAAUAAUGUAUGUAUAGACUUUGAAACUUUCUGACCCAAGAAGCUAAGUAUACAGUAAAUAUUUGUGGUUAUUGUAUAAAUUGUUCUAAAUAAACUAUUGUCGCCUCUC
Molecule: messenger RNA, 1778 nt
Organism: Erinaceus europaeus (western European hedgehog)
Lineage: Eukaryota; Metazoa; Chordata; Mammalia; Eulipotyphla; Erinaceidae
Gene: MBIP
Product: MAP3K12 binding inhibitory protein 1
Exons: 9
Coding region: 64-1098 (344 amino acids)
Cellular component (GO): cytosol
Source: RefSeq, a predicted model, not a curated record